Molecule: messenger RNA, 1145 nt
Organism: Drosophila miranda
Lineage: Eukaryota; Metazoa; Arthropoda; Insecta; Diptera; Drosophilidae
Product: catenin delta-2-like
Exons: 2
Coding region: 313-1131 (272 amino acids)
Biological process (GO): cell-cell adhesion; cell-cell junction assembly
Cellular component (GO): nucleus; adherens junction; cytoplasm
Molecular function (GO): cadherin binding
Source: RefSeq, a predicted model, not a curated record
GAGCAUUAAGUGGAAUGUCUUCUCUACGUAGUUCGAGCUGCAAUAGAGAAAAACAAUAUUGGAAACAAAACUGUAGAAAAUUGCGUGUGUAUACUUCGUAAUCUUUCGUAUAGAUGUCAGGAAGUGGAAGAUCCCAACUACGAUAAGCAUCCCUUCAUAACGCAAGAUAGGGCUAUCCCAUCUUCGUCAAAAGGAGAAAAUUUAGGAUGCUUUGGAACAAGUAAAAAAAAGAAAGAAGUGUCUGCUACUGAAGCUCUUCAGGACUAUAGCAUAUCCACAGAGUAUUCUAAAAGUUCAGUAACUAAUAGCCAGAUGAAUAAGGGCUACGAACAAUUAUGGCAACCGGAAGUAGUUCAAUAUUACUUAUCGUUAUUGCAAAGUUGUUCUAAUCCAGAAACACUUGAAGCUGCGGCAGGAGCAAUUCAAAAUUUAUCUGCAUGUUAUUGGCAACCCAGCAUUGAUAUUCGUGCAACAGUGCGUAAAGAAAAAGGUCUACCUAUUCUAGUAGAGCUCCUUCGGAUGGAAGUGGAUCGCGUAGUCUGUGCAGUUGCUACUGCCCUACGCAAUCUAGCUAUUGAUCAGCGAAAUAAAGAACUAAUUGGAAAGUACGCUAUGCGCGAUUUAGUCCAAAAACUUCCAUCUGCAAAUGUACAGCAUGACCAAAACACAUCGGAUGAUACCAUAACAGCUGUAUUGGCUACAAUUAAUGAGGUCAUAAAAAAGAAUCCAGAAUUUUCUCGUUCACUUUUAGAUGCAGGUGGUAUAGACCGGCUUAUGAAUAUAUCGAGACGAAAAGAAAAAUAUACUUAUUGUGUAAUAAAGUUUGCUAGUCAAGUUUUGUAUACGAUGUGGCAACAUCACGAACUACGAGACGUCUACAAAAAAAACUGUUGGAAAGAGCAUGAUUUUAUUAGUAAAAAUUUCACUGCGCACAGCACUCCACCAAGUUCACCAAACAAUGCCAAUAACACCCUUAACCGACCAAUGGCAUCUCAGGGACGUACGCGCUAUGAAGACAAAACAAUUCAGCGUGCACCUCGUUCUUCAUAUAGGAAUAAUGACUCUAGUGGAGCUGUUAUGUCGAAUAAUGAAUCAGCCUUGCUUUCGGAAAUGGUUAGAAAACAAUUAUAGAAUGUAUAUUUGUU